Messenger RNA from Camelus dromedarius (Arabian camel), 3193 nucleotides. RefSeq names its product ring finger protein 4 (gene RNF4). The transcript has 10 exons. Lineage: Eukaryota; Metazoa; Chordata; Mammalia; Artiodactyla; Camelidae. Gene Ontology annotation, molecular function: transcription factor binding; zinc ion binding. The coding region runs from base 576 to 1148 and encodes 190 amino acids. Gene Ontology annotation, biological process: positive regulation of transcription by RNA polymerase II. The record is from RefSeq and is a predicted model, not a curated record. Gene Ontology annotation, cellular component: PML body.
GGCCUCCGGAGCGGAAGCGGGACGCUGUUGAGGCGGCGGCGUCUUGCUUGAGGGCUUCUCAGCGGCUUCUGAAGGUGCUUCCUCGAUCGAGUGCGUCGACGACCGCGCCUGCCGAGCCUUACCAGCGCCAGGAAAGAGCAUGGAGUGGAUGCCUGACACCCAGGGUACCUGAGGAAGGGUUGAAGAGAGCCCGAAUCCCACUGCCGAGAUGAAUGUCUGUAGCGAGUGGGGUCUGGCCAGCCCCCCAAGGCCGGCGUGCCCCGUCCGCCAGCCGGCCCGCUGCGCGCCUGCCUGAACUGGGAGGCCGUGUCCUGCGCAGAGCUGCAGAGCUGCCCUGGGUGCCGUGCUGUUUGAGACCAGUUCCCCUGAAUGCAAAAGAAGGGGCUCCCGCUGUGGGGCACCGCUGCUUGGCUGCUCUCUGCUGACUUGAAGAUACUGGAAGUCUCUUUGGCUUCAACUUCUGUGCUAGCCAGAGGAUGAGUAGCCAACAGGCGUGACAGGCUGGAGCGUUUGGCUUCCCUGCAAGUCCUGGUGCAGAGCCCUUCCUUGUCUGUAGGUUGGAACCAAAGAGCAUAAUGAGUACGAGAAAGCGUCGCGGGGGGACAGUGAGUUCUAGACAAGCCCAGAAGCGAGCUCGAGAAGCGGCCUCCGCCCCGGAGAUGGCUUCGGAGGCGGACCCCAUAGAGCUUGUGGAAAGCGCUGGAGAUGAGAUAGUGGACCUCACCUGUGAGUCGUUAGAGCCCGUGGUGGUUGACCUGACGCACAACGACUCCGUCGUGAUUGUUGAAGAAAGGAGGCGGCCAAGGAGGACCGCGAGGAGGCUGCGCCAGGACCAAGCUGACAGCUGCGUGGUGAGCAGCGAUGAGGAGGAGCUGUCCAGGGACAGGGACGUGUACGUGACCACCCACACUCCUAGAAACGCCAGGGAAGAGGCAGCUACAGGACCCAGGCCGUCUGGUACUGUCAGUUGUCCAAUCUGCAUGGACGGGUACUCAGAGAUUGUGCAGAAUGGACGUCUCAUUGUUUCUACAGAAUGUGGCCACGUCUUCUGUAGCCAGUGCCUCCGCGAUUCCCUUAAGAAUGCUAACACUUGUCCAACUUGCAGGAAAAAGAUCAACCACAAAAGAUACCACCCCAUUUAUAUAUGAAGUGUUGGGAGCCGCUCAAGAGAGAUGGAUGGACAGACAGAGCCUGGCUGGUUUUUCCAUGCGGCCUCACGUGGGUUAUCUGCCUCCAGUUUCUUGAGCUCAAAAAGACUGUUUGAACAUCAGCAUCUGAUAUGUAAACUGCUCUUUUGUUUCCAGCCCCUCUUAGAUCCUUUUGUUACCUCUAGUUUGAUGCUGUGGAGCUGGAGCCUGGGCCCUCCCAGGCCAGGUCUCCAACUGCUCCUCUGGGUAGUCUGGUUCCAGGGUAGGAGAGAGGGAGUUAGGCACGUUGGAAUUGAGAAUCGUGGUUCCAGCCUCUUUCCAGAACCUGCACGUUUGCCAAGAAGUUUUCCCCAUUUGUGAAGUUUGCCCCAGCUUCCUCCUGGCAGUACCGUUGAGGAGCCAGCCCUAGCUGGAGAGCAAGCAGGUCCACCCAGCUCUCCCAGGCGUGCCCCCUCAUCUGAGGCGUCUGCCCACCGCGGUGACCAAGCCAGACAAAGUCCCUCCGGCCUGAGGAUCCCAGGUGCACGCACAGCGCCGGGAAGACCAACCACUGGACUUCUCUUCCCGUGAGAGUCAGGUCACCCGUGACUCCACCUGCAUUGAUGUCAGGGAUCCCUGCAGAUCACAAGGACUCUGCAGGGCAAUUCCCAGUUUCUUAAGAACGAAAUGUGCAAUAAAGCCCGUUCUUCACCUGCCUUUCAGCAGCCCAGGAGAUGUAGCACUCCUAGUGUCCCUCAGAGGCCUCAUGGCCUACGGAGCAGUGCCUGUCUCACCCCGUCCUGUUGUCCACCUGCUCUCAGGAACUUUACCCGUGCCUGAGUCCUUCACCUGGCCCAGGCCACGCGAGGUCAGUGGGGCAGGCAUGUGGUUGGGUGUCCUCUCUCUUUUCUGAUAAAAAUCCACCCUGUGUUUACCACACGCCCCCUGGUCCUCAGUUCCCACUGCCUGACGUCUACUCAAGCAGACCCUGGGCGGUGAUGGCGGUAAUUGUGGCCUUAUUAGCCGCCGAUGUCCAAGCUGUUGCCCAAGUCAUGGCCGCCCUGCGUUUCGAAGAGCUUGGGUACCACCUCCACCAAUUGACAUUCAUUUCAGAAGCUGCUCUUCUGGCCCUUAGGCCGUGAUCCUUUGGGCUUUGAUCACUCUGUAGGGUUUGGUUGGCAAAGUACGGCGGCCUCUUCUCCCUAGGGGCCCGGGCAACAGCCUCUACUCAACUCCACAGGCGUGAGAGCCUCGGGUCCUCAAGGAGGCAGCAGGGUGGCCCAGGCCGCCCCUCGCAGUACAGGGCUUGGGGGUGGCUGGCUGGGGAGAGGCCUUGCAGUGCCCGCUGCCUCCCCCUCUGCACCCGUCCUUCCUCAGAGGGCUUCAGAGCAAACCAGCAGCCUUUUCAUGUGAAACAUCUUCGAGGUGGGAGAGGGGCCUCCUCUGGCUUUGCUAGCAAUAACUGACCUUCAGUGUAUCCUUCUGGAGGAGCAGAGACUCAGCACAGAAUUCACUUUAAAGGGGGCUGAAGGAGUGUCCCUCCUCUGUGUGAAAAGGAAACUGUUUCACUCUUUACUCUGACUUUUUAAGCUGGCUCAGUGCCAGUUCGCUUGGUGAAAGUAGUAGUUUCUACUUGGCGUCGGGGCGGGCGGGGCACUGGUUCUCAGCAGAGUGGUGUGUGGCGUGUCCGCCCGUUGUCGGGCGCCGUUGCCGGUAGUUCCUUCUGGGCUCUGUGGGAUGCUCUGUGUCACGUUCUGACAACACCCAGACUUCAGGAGCCAAGACAGCCACACAGCCGAAAUCUCUUGCAGUUUAUGCUUAAGGACAAAUGGUUGAUCAUAAAAGUUGUAUUCCUUCGUACUAAAUUAAAUUGGGAAAAAAUGUUUAGUUUCUACUACUCAGACAUUGCAAAAUAGGAAGAUUGACAUGAAAAAUCCCUUUCCCUUUCUCCGUGUACAUAGUUUAAAUCUUUCUUUGUUACAUUUAAACUAUAUCCAUGUAUAUCAGUCUGUUUUGGACUCCUGCUAGUGUUACAUGUGGAAAUAAAACCAUUAAUUUGAACUAGG